Molecule: messenger RNA, 1877 nt
Organism: Calidris pugnax (ruff)
Lineage: Eukaryota; Metazoa; Chordata; Aves; Charadriiformes; Scolopacidae
Gene: ACKR5
Product: G protein-coupled receptor 182
Exons: 1
Coding region: 7-1101 (364 amino acids)
Biological process (GO): G protein-coupled receptor signaling pathway
Cellular component (GO): membrane
Molecular function (GO): G protein-coupled receptor activity
Source: RefSeq, a predicted model, not a curated record
ACCAGGAUGGCUGAGGUGACCACUGCCCCCACCGAGACCCACACUCUCCUGAACGAGUAUGGGGAAUACCACAACUGGUCCGAGCUCUUCCACCUCCUGAACUAUACCUAUACCUUCUGCGAGUUCAGCCUGGAUGAGAACGUCAAGAGGGUGAUCCUCUUCAUCCUUUACCUGGUCAUCUUCGUGGUGGGCUUGGUGGAGAACCUCCUCGUCAUCUGGGUCAACUGGCAGACGCGGGGCAACAAGAGCUUGGUCAACCUCUACAUUAUCAACAUGGCCAUCGCCGACCUCGGGGUGCUGCUCUCGCUGCCCAUCUGGAUGCUGGAGGUGAUGCUGGAUUACACCUGGCUCUGGGGCAGCUUCCUCUGCCGCUUCACCCACUACUUCUACUUUGCCAACAUGUACGCCAGCAUCUUCUUCCUCACCUGCCUGAGCGUGGAUCGCUACGUGUCCCUCACCAGCUCCUCCCUCUUCUGGCGCAAGCACCAGCACCGCGCGCGCCGCGUCGUCUGCGCCUGCAGCUGGGUCUUGGCAGCAGCCAUCCCCUUCCUGGAGGUUGCUCACAUGCAGCUGGUCAACACGGGAGAGCCCAUCUGCAUCUUCAUGGCCCCCUUUGAGACCUACGACGAGUGGGCGCUGGCGGUCAGCUUGGCCACCACCACCAUCGGGUUCCUCAUCCCCUUCCCCAUCAUCACCAUUUUCAACAUCCUGACGGCCAGGUUCAUCAAGCGCUCCAAGCCGGAGAGCAGGAAGCACUGUCUGCUCAUCUACGCCUACAUCGUGGUGUUCCUGCUCAGCUGGCUGCCCUUCCACGUCAUGCUCACGCUGCUCACCCUCGACGGCAACCACAUCAUCCUCCACUGCACCUUCGCCCACUUCCUCUACUUCUUCUACGACAUCAUCGACUGCUUCACCCUCCUCCACUGCGUCAUCAACCCCGUCCUCUACAACUUCCUCAGCAAAAACUUCCGCAGCAAACUCAUCUCCGCCGUGGUUAAGUACAUCCCCAAAGACCAAGGCAGCCAGAAGGGCGCCGACCAUUCCUCCUCCACCACGCAGCACUCCAUAGUCAUCACAAAGGACAACAACCCUCCCAAUUAAGGGGGGGGGUCAGGCUCUCCCACUCAUCACUGGCAAGUGGCUGUGGGGUUGGGGGGCAGCCCCCUGCCCUCACUGAGAUCAGUGAGAGUGAUUUUCCUGGUGAUGAGCAGACACUUUGCUUUUAAACAGCACUUCUUGUUGCCCCCCACCCCAGCCCCACGCUCUGGGGCAGGGCAGGGGGGUGCCCAGCGAUGGUGCGGGGGAGCUGCGGGCACCUCGCCUCUGAUGAGCUGCUGCUCUGUCAGGUUCUACUUAGCUAAAGAAAAGAACUCCAGAAAGAGAUAUUUCCUGUUUGCUGAAAGAUACACUUGCAGUAAUAAAGCGCAUUCACUCUGCCUGCUUGGAAGUCUCAACACAAAUCCGGCCCCUGGGACCUGACCCCCCCUUUCCCCGACCCGUGGGGCUGGGGGCACUCGAUCAUUUCCCUUCCCCACGACUUCUUCUUCAGCCCUUGGACUUUCACUUCCACACGUGCUGCGGAUACGGUGCCCCUCUGCCCGACGCCAUCCCCAGCAGGAGGGAGGAAACACAAAAAACCUCUCCCUCCCCGCGUCCGGCGAACGGCCGAAAGCCUGAUUUUACAGAAAAAAAUGAAGGCAACGCCACCGCGAGGGGCUGAGCGUGACACAGAGCUGGGCUUUAACGAGGGGAGGAACGAGGUGGCCAAGAAAGCCACCAGCAUCCUGGCCUGUGUCAGGAACAGCGUGGGGAGUAGGGCCCGAGAGGUGGUUGUCCCCCUGUACUGGGCACUGGUGAGGCCUCACCUCGAGUGCUGU